Messenger RNA from Haliotis rubra (blacklip abalone), 2776 nucleotides. RefSeq lists its product as uncharacterized. The record is from RefSeq and is a predicted model, not a curated record. Bases 212 to 2497 code for a protein of 761 amino acids. NCBI's taxonomy places the organism in Eukaryota, Metazoa, Mollusca, Gastropoda, Lepetellida, Haliotidae. The transcript is spliced from 14 exons. Gene Ontology annotation, molecular function: interleukin-17 receptor activity.
CCUACAAAACUUGUUUACGUAAUGUUAUCUAUAGCCCGGGAUUGAAUCACUCACUGCAGUCGGACAGUACUCCGGCGAAGAUGUGCACAGGGGGUAACGCUAUGGCUGUGGCGGUAACUGUCUGUCUGUUGGUCCUGUCUGUACUGGUGUCCAGCCAGGUCAGUCUGACCGGAAACUGCUCUGGGAAUGCCUGGUCGGAACCCUUAGACAUAUGGGGAGCGAAGAGAGACGCUUUGUCCUGUACGUUGUGGGAGACGGAGAGAUGCAAAAUGGAAUUCUGCCCCCAACUGUUGGAGGGGAUUUUAUGGGUGCUCCACAGUCCUUGGAGGUAGAGGGCGAUUUGUUUAAAGAUACCUCAGGGAAAUUCCACCAGCAAGUCGUGAUCACAUGGGAACCGCCCGCGACAGCUGCAGGAUUCCACAACCUGAAAGGGUUCUACGUGGAAAUCUCCAGAAGAAACUCACGAUACUUACGCUGCUAUGUAUUCGAUUUCUCUCAAAGCAACUUUACAUCGAGUGAUCAUAAGCUAAAGUUCAGAAAGAAGCUCCUGGAUAUAGAAGGCGGAUCAAAAUACGAAUAUCUCCUGCAGAUGUACACACUGCCUAUGUCACCAGCCUCGAAGUCCAAGGGCCAUUUCUUCAAACUUCUGCCAUUUCCAGAUGGAAAGUCACCUGGAGAUUGGUCAGCAUUGCUAAGCUACGAGAAGGACUACGUGGCGCCUGCGCGGAUCACAGUUAGAUUCAGUCUGGCACCGAAGGAGUACAACUUUCUCACAUAUAGGGUGAAGCUUUUCGGAGACCGAGAUAAACAAAAUGCAAUACACAUUUGUGACAUCAGCACACAACACGGUUCCAAAUGCCAGGAACUUACAAUCGAUCCGCCCUCCGGGAAUGCUACAUCCAUGGCAGUCACGUUCUAUGAUCUUCAGGCAGAUACGUACGUGGUCCAGCCAGAUGACCUCUAUAGGCACGAACCUGGUCGGUGCCUGUGUUACCAGAAGCCAUCAAACACCUGUGUCUCAUGCAUCGCGACCAAGACUGGCUUCAUUACCGUUGCCCCAAAAGAGGCAGUAUCUACACCAUCAAUAUCUCCAGUAGCGACAGACAUCACCUCACAGGUUCAGGCAGCAGAACCCAAGGCAGUAUCUACACCAUCAAUAUCUCCAGUAGCAACAGACAUCACCUCACAGGUUCAAGCAACAGAAUCCACACCAUCGACUUCUCCAUUGGCUACACACACGCUCUCACAGGAUCAAGCCGAUGAGUCAACCUCGUCAAGGACACUUAUCACAGCGGCAGCAACAGCAACGGCCCUGCUUUGCUGUGGCUUGGUACUCACGGUGGUAGUAGUGCUGCGGAAGAAGAAGCAGUCUGUCUCCACACGGCGUCUCGUAUAUAGCAGCAUCUCAACUGACAAGGAUCAUGACCCGGGCACUCACAGUCAACGUGCUCUUUACGCGAGGAAGGUUUACUUGAUGUAUGCUGAAGAUCACAAGGAUCAUAUAAAUGUGAUCACCAACCUGGCCACCCACCUCAAGAAACAAUGCUGUUGUGAAGUCUUCUUUCUACGCUGGUUCCCCCGAGAAAUCCAGACAAUGGGCGCAUACGAAUGGAUUCUCACCCACAUUGAUCAGGCCGACUUCGUACUCAUCAUCAACUCAGAGGCAGCGUUCAAAUUGUUUGAAACUCGUCAUACUAACGAGACUCUCAGAAGAUUAGACGAAGGCCCCGAGGGUGACACCUUCUCUCUGGCACUUACCCACGUCUUGACCAAAUCAUCGGAGCCGUGGUUCUUCAGGAAGACCAUCCUAGCAUACUUUGACUACACCGAUGAGGACUUCAUCUUGAAGGACGUUUGCCCCGGUGUUCAGUACAGGCUGCCGAAACACUUCAAGGAGUUCGUGUGCCACAUCCAUGAGAUGAGUGGGCAGUCUGGCAUUGAUGAAAUGGUUGAUCUAGAAGCUACCUCAAGUGGAAGACAGUUAUUGGAGGCCAUAAGAAAAGCUAAACAUUUCCAAAGGUCGGACCCACAGUGGUUUGAUAAGAGGUUCUUUCGUCAAGAAGAUUCAGGCUUCGACUCCAUUUCAACCAAAUGUGAGAGCCCUGUGGGAGCAGACGACUCCGUCUCCAUAGCAACAAGACCACUCAGAGAAAUGCAUGUACAUCCUUCAGAAUCUGAUAAUGCUGACGAAUUCAAAAGCGCUGUGACAUACAACACUGACUAUGCAAGAGCUCAUGGGGAGUGCGUUUUUGAUAUGCUCCCCCCAAGUGAAGUGUCCAUUGGGGCUUCAACUGACUCCAUAUACAGACGGAUGGACAGCAUCAACAAGCAGAACGAAAUCAACACUGUCCGCUUCACCCCUGUUCGUCAGACGCAAACAGAUGGAGAUGCGACUUCUCCUUCUACCAACAUCCGUGACCUUCCAGAUGCUGCUACUGCUGCUCAAGGACUCUCCCAGCCUGACAGUCUCGUCUCGAUGGGGGGAAGAGAUGUAUAGAACUGUGUGGAAGACUGAGAGUGGGUAGAACGAAUCUUAUAUUGGGAAGUGUUCGUUACAUUACAUAACGAUUUCUCCGCUUUGGGGAAACAUACAAAAGAAAGUAAUUAUUUUCAUAACAUUCAAUAUUUUUAUAUACAUGUAUUUCAACACGAUGUCCUCUUUUUCAGAUUUGGGAAAAUCCGUGCCUUUAGUCCUCCCAAACCUUUGACGUAGAUUGUUUAAUUAGCUUACACAUAUCAGAACAUCAGAUUCACAUCACUUAACAUUUACCUCGAA